This is a messenger RNA of Pistacia vera, 639 nucleotides long. RefSeq lists its product as uncharacterized. The record is from RefSeq and is a predicted model, not a curated record. Bases 1 to 639 code for a protein of 212 amino acids. NCBI's taxonomy places the organism in Eukaryota, Viridiplantae, Streptophyta, Magnoliopsida, Sapindales, Anacardiaceae. The transcript has a single exon.
AUGUUUAGACAUGUUGCUAAGUGUGGUAGUGCGUAUGAAAUUUGGAAUACAUUAGAAUUGCAUUUUCAGUCUUUCUCAAAGGCGAGAACACUUCAUUUGAGAAAUCUAUUGCCAAGCAAUAAGAAGGAGUCUAUGAGUGUUAAUGAGUAUAUUUUGAAAAUGAAAGAGUUAGGGGAUGAACUAGUGGCCAGUGGAGUUCAAAUUGGAGAUGAGGAAUUGUUGCUAUACAUUCUGGACGGUUUAGGUCCAAAGUUUAAUGCGAUGGUAGCUAAUUUGGUGGAUAACAGUAGUACUACCACUCUCCAAGAAGCACAGAUACUACUCAACAAACAUGAGAUGAGAAUUGAGAAGCAGAAUAGUAUACUAUCUAACUUUCAUGGUAUAUCAUCUGCACUACUAGCCACAAAACAAGCUUCAAGUGAUGUUGGAGGUGUGUCACAGUUCCAAAUUUCUUUUGUACCACAAUUCCAAAAUACCGGGGCUAGAGGAGUUACUGCUCAGAAUUUUGGUUCUCCCUCUACUAUUCAACCAACUACAUGGCAGAACUCUAACCCUUCACCUAUGUCUUCACAAGGAAUGUUGAAUUAUCAACACCAUGGAAUUUAUCCCCAACAACAAUACCAUGGAAUUUAUCCCUAA